Molecule: messenger RNA, 3171 nt
Organism: Dermatophagoides pteronyssinus (European house dust mite)
Lineage: Eukaryota; Metazoa; Arthropoda; Arachnida; Sarcoptiformes; Pyroglyphidae
Molecular function (GO): DNA-binding transcription factor activity, RNA polymerase II-specific; RNA polymerase II transcription regulatory region sequence-specific DNA binding
Source: RefSeq, a predicted model, not a curated record
AUGUUGAAGAUAAUUUUAUUCAUUUUAAUAAAUUAUUGUUCAUCAAUUUUGGCUUAUCAUAUUUCAUCAUCAUCAUUGAUCAUAUCAAAUUUAUCAUCAUCAUCGUUAUCGACACCUGUAUCAUCGAUACAAUCAAAAAUCGAUAAUAAAUCGUCGUUAUCAAAUAAUCAAUAUAUGGAAGAUAUUGAUGAACAAGAUGAUAAUGAUGAUGAUGAUGAUGAAUAUUUAUAUGAUGAAAAAAAUGGUUAUUAUAAAAAGAAUAAUAAUUUAACGAAAAAUUCUAAUAAUAAUGAUCAAUAUGAAACAUUAUCAUCAGAAAAUCAUCAACAUCGAUUAAUAAAUAUUGAUAAUAAUAAUAAUAAUAAUGAUUUUUGUAAUGAAAAUUAUAUUGAUUCAGCAUAUUUUAAUGGUUAUGAUACAAUUAUAACACGUGGUAAUAAUCUUUGGUAUUAUUAUAAAUAUCGUCGUAAUCGUCAUUUAAGUCGUUCAUUUGAUCAACGUAGAUUUACACAAGGUGAUUAUAUUCAAGGUGCAUUCAACAUAUCACGAACACCAUUAUAUUGUCUGAAUAAUCAUGAAAAACAACGGCGACAAAUACGUCAAUCAUCAUUGAUGGAUCAAUCGAUUGGAUUAUAUUCAACCAAUCGAUUAUCAAACAUUGAUCCACAACAACAACAACGAAGACAACGACAAAAAUCAAUGCCAUUACGUUCGAAAUCUACUGUUGCGGAUCAUUUGAAUCAACAAAGAUCUUCUGGUCAGCAAUCGCAAACAUUAACCGGUCAUUGUGAAGAAUUACAAAAAUUACGUUCAACAGCAAUAUAUUUUUUACAUAAUAAACAACAUCAACGUAGUUAUUAUAAUUUAGAUGUACGUUAUCCAAAUGGUACACAACGUCGUGUACGUUCACGUGAUUUACCAUGGAAUAUGAAACAGGUUGGUUUACUUACUGGUAAUCUAUGGCCAAAUGGUUGGGAACUAUAUCAACAAUUUCGUCCGGUUGCUUUUUUACCAUCACGUUUUGAAAUGAUUUUCAUUUUAAAUGAACAUAAUUUUGAUCAAGAGUUAUCAAUUCUGAAUUUAUAUGCUGAUAAUGAACAACAACAACGUUUUCAAUCCAAACGUUUAAUCAAUAAUAAUAAUAAAAAUCAAACAGAAAAAAAUUUUGUUCAAAAAUCUCCAAUCUUAAUAUGGAAUAAUUUAGAUGCAAUUAAUUGGAAUCAAUCAUGGAGAACAAAAUUAUUAGAUUUUGAACCACCGGUACGUUUUACCGGUAUGUUUGAAAUGAAUGGUAUUGUUUAUGCUAUUGGUGAACAGAUUCAUUCGAAUUCUGUACGUAGAAUUGGAAAAAUGUAUCAAUAUUAUGUUACCGAUAAUGAUGGUCGUAAUUUUAAAGAAUUGAAUCAAACUGUACAAGAAUUUUUUGGUUGUCCAAAAUCCAAAAUUUCAACAACAACAACAACAUCUACAACUACAAUGAAACCUUCUGUGACUAGCCGGACAUCAACUACUUCUUCUUUUUCAUCAAUGACUUCGGCAACAAGCCAUAGACAAAAUCCAAUUGUUUCAAAAUCAACGACAACAACAACGACGACUACGAAAAUGACACCGAGGCCUUCAACCACCACCACGAUAGCAACAACUAAAAAGACCACAAUGACAACAACAACAACAACCACACCAAAGCCUACGGUCAUCACCACAAUUUCAACAACAUCGACAUCAUUACCUACUACAAUAAUGAAAAAUCUUGAAUCAUCAUCAUCGAAAUCUUUUAAUGAUAAUGAAGAAGAAUAUGAUAAUGAAGAUGAUGAUAGUGACGAUGAAUCAUCGAAUGAUAUUGAUGAUUCAUUAUCAUCAACAAUACCUCCUAUUGAUCAUAUAAUUAUACCAAAGAAAAAAUCUUCAUUAUCCUACGAAUCAUCAAAUCAUUCGAUUUCUAUUCAACCAAAUAAUACAAUAACCGAAGAAUUUGAUUCAUCCGAAACACCAUCAUCAUCAUCAUCAUCAACAUCAGUAUUUUUACGAAAUUCACGUGCAAAAAUUUCAUCGUCACAAUCGACAAUCAAUAAAUCGAUUCGUAAUGAUAAUCAACCAUUAGGCUCAUCAUCAUCAUCAUCUAAUUCGGGUAGUAAUGUUGUUCGUGGAACAACAUUAUUAUUUCCAAAAUUAGCUACAGCUGGUUCAAGUUAUCCAACAGUUACGUUAAGAGAAACCGAUUCUAUUAUGUUAACCAUAUUGAUUGCAAUCGUAAUCGGUGCAUCAAUAUUAUGUAUUAUAUUGGCCUGUUUAGUUAUUAAUGGAAAAAAACGUCCACUUCCUCCCCAUUUUGAAGGUGGUCAUCGUAUUGAACCGGCCAUACCAAAACCAACAAUCAUUGGUCUGGAUUAUCAUCGUCGUAAAAAUUCAACAACCAGUUCGUUAACACCAUUCAAUUUUUUGGCUCGAUAUGAUUCAAUGAAUUCAUUAACGGCCAUUUAUUCACAAGUAAAUCAUCAUCCUGGUUUACAUCAUUCACAUCAUUCAAGACCACCAUCAUCACGUUCACAAUUAUCACCAGUGAUUAUUGAACCAACUUCCAGUCCAAAUUUACAUGCAUUACAUCCAACUCAUCCAACAAUGCCGCCACCACCACCACCACCUCCUCCGGUUCCUUCUACAAUAUCACCACCGACAACAAUAUCUAGAAAUGUUGGUGGACCAAUACUUCAUCAUAAAUCUAUUUCAGUUAAUCUAAAUAAUCCUAAAUCUGGUCAUCAUCAUCAUCAUCAUCAUCAUAACCAUCACAAUCAUCUUCAUAAUUCUCAUCACAAGAAUCAUAGUAAUCAUUAUUCAUCAUCAUCUAUAGUAGUGAAUCCGGAAUCGAAUCAGAUAGCUGAAGAAAUACCUGGACCAUCAACAAAAGUUGGCACAAGUUCACCAUCCAAUAAUCAUCAUCAAAAACAACAACAGUCAUCUUCCACCUCAUCGAAUCGAAUCAAAUCAUUUGAAAGAUUUGAAAAUUUAAUCUGAAAAAAACUUCACAUUAUAAUUACCUUGUGCAUAAUAAUUUUUUCUAAACUGUGACAAAACAUUUUUUUUAUUGUACAGAUUUUUUUUCGAAAACAAUCACCCAGUAUUCUAGUUAUAUAAUUGUAAUGAUGAUUUUUAAUUGAUUUGAAUGUUUUAUUU